This is a messenger RNA of Candoia aspera, 1419 nucleotides long. It is a transcript of the gene GPR183, whose product is annotated as G protein-coupled receptor 183. Gene Ontology annotation, cellular component: membrane. NCBI's taxonomy places the organism in Eukaryota, Metazoa, Chordata, Lepidosauria, Squamata, Candoiidae. Gene Ontology annotation, biological process: G protein-coupled receptor signaling pathway; B cell activation involved in immune response. The record is from RefSeq and is a predicted model, not a curated record. Gene Ontology annotation, molecular function: oxysterol binding; G protein-coupled receptor activity. Bases 239 to 1318 code for a protein of 359 amino acids. The transcript is spliced from 2 exons.
CACAGUAUGUCUACAACGGCUACUGGGAUGUGUUACCAGACUUUUUAUGACUAGAUAUUUCAGGUGUAGGGAGGGGAAAUACCCUCAUCUCUAUAAAGGGUAGUGUGACCUAAUCACUCUUAAGAACAAUGUGCAAAAGGGGAAACAGUUGCAAAUGAAAUGUAUGGCAAUAAGGAACAGAGCAGAGGACUUAAUAAAGUACAGAAACGCCUGCUGAACUUCCAGAGUCAUAUUAACCAUGGAAACAUUCUUAGUCUCCCCAUCUCCUGUAACAAAUCAAACUCAAAAUGAAACCUGUGAUCUAUAUGAACAUCAAGAUUCAGCACGUAUCUUAUUGCCUAUUUUCUACAGCGUUAUUUUCAUAAUUGGAGUACUUGGAAAUGGACUUGCUCUUGCUGUGAUUGUUAAAAACAGGAAAAAGAUCAAUUCUACUACUAUUUACUCAACAAAUCUUGUUGUGUCAGACAUUCUUUUCACAGCAGCUUUACCUACCAGAAUAGCAUACUAUGCACUGGGUUUUGACUGGCCGUUUGGAGAGGAACUCUGUAGAAUCACAGCCCUUUUUUUUUAUAUCAACAUUUAUGCAGCUGUGAAUUUUAUGACCUGCUUGAGUAUUGAUAGAUUUGUAGCUGUGGUUCAUCCUUUAAACACCAGGAUCAGAACAGUUAAAAGCGCCACGUACAUUUUUUGCUUUGUGUGGUUUCUUGUACUUGCCCAAACUCUCCCAUUGCUUACACUACCCAUGUCACACAAAGAAGGGGAAAAGAUCACGUGCAUGGAAUAUCCAAACUUUGAACAAAUUGAAGAACUCCCCCUGAUACUUCUUGGUGCGUGUUUACUUGGAUAUGUAGUUCCCCUUGGGAUUAUAAUAAUCUGUUAUUCAAAAAUCAGUUACAAACUCUGCCAAACUGCAAAAGAAAACCCACUAGCAGAAAAAUCAGGAACAAACAAAAAGGCGAUUAAUAUAAUUAUCUUUAUCAUUGUGGUGUUUGUAAUCUGUCUUACUCCAUAUCAUCUUGCCAUUAUUGUAUACAUGAUUAAGAAGCUUGUACAAGGAAAUAUUGCAUGCAGUCAUCAAAAGACCUUUCAGAAGACUCUCCACUAUACUGUGUUCCUGAUGAAUUUAAAUUGCUGCAUGGAUCCUUUCAUCUAUUUCUUUGCUUGCAGAGGAUACAAAAGAACAAUAAUGAAAAUACUGAGACGUCAAGGAAGCAUUUCAGAAUCAAGUGCUGCCAGAUCUGUUCCUGAUGAAAGCUCCCGUGAUGUUGGAGACACACAACUAGCUCCCCUUUCAGCAUCCUUAAAUGGAAAAAGAUGAAUGCAAGCCCUUACAGUUUCAACAUGCCUCCAGAAUCUUGAUUUCAGAAAUGAUGGAAAUAGCAACAGUCAUAAUAGCAACAAAGGCAGAUAAAGAAGAAA